UUCUUAAAAUUUUCUUAUCAACAACAUACCUGAGUGCAAGAAGCCUUCAUAACUCAUGAUUGUUACAAGAGAAUGCAAUCCAUUUGGAUUUAUAUUGAAUUGUUUCUUAUAAUUAAAUACGCAAUAACCUUAUCAUAUGACUCAUCUGAUGAAGAGAAAAUCGUUAUAAAACAAAAAUGGGAUAAAUGCUGCAUAAAAAAUAUUUGUGAGAAUAAUUCCUGCUACUUUGUCAUACGGAGAUCUUCUACUUGGGCAGCCACUCGACAAAGAUGCCAGAGUAUAUAUCCAGAUUAUCCAUCCUUGAUUGAUCUUACUCAAAUACGCAAUGAAUACGAUUUGGAAAUAUUAUCAAACAUGACAUUAAGAAAAGCAGAAUCUGCAGAACAAAGAAAAAUUUGGACAAGUGGAAUAAGUUGUCCCAAAGGAAAAGAUGGGACAGAUGGACAAAUGACUAAAUGGACAAAUUCAGACAGCCCUUUUCAAGAAUGGUUACAGAAUAGAAUUAGAUAUAACUAUUUAUCUAACAGUGGCUGCACAUUUUUAGCCUUUACUCCAGCAAACACUGUUUCCGAUAUUGAAUUAGAGUUCGAGGAUCAAAGAUCUCAUCAUUUAGGGAUGUGUGAAUUCCUUUUACCUGAAGACAUUCUAAAUAUCACUUUUCCUGGAACUACAACUAGCUCUCGAACUACAACCGCUAUGCUAACAAGCCCUAAAGUAAAGAGCAAAACUUUGGGUCCAGGUUUUUAUAAAUCUACAAAAGAAGUCACAACAAUAUCUACUUCAAGCCCAACAACCACAAAUACAAAUAACACACAGUUUUGUAACGGAACACGGGAAGCUGAAAUUGAUUGGCCACCUACAGCAGCUGGUGCAACAGCAAAUGAAAGUUGCCCUGAAGGAAUGACUGGAUACGCACAGUGGUUUUGUAAUGCAACAAACUUAAAAUUCACACCUCCAAAACCGGAUAUCCAAGAGUGUAGCCAUGUUUGGAUUAAAGAUUUAGAAGAUAACGUUGAUGAUGGAAAAGAUGCAGUCGAUAUAUCAGCUAAGUUAGCUGAAGAAACAAAGAAACAAAAUAUGUCUCAUGGGGAUAUAACAGCUUUGGUGAAACUUUCAACAAAAAUUAUGCAUUUAUUUUCGACGCAGAUAAAAUAUACAAGAGAAAAUAAAUCUUAUGUCUUUACUCAUUCUAUGGUGUCAUCCAUGAGCAAUAUAUUAAGAGAUGAGACCAAAGAUGCUUGGUCAGUUUUGCCUGUGAAUCAUCAAACCCGAGCUGCAAGCAAGAUUCUUCAAAUUGUAACAAUCAUUGGAAGUCACCUUAGCUGCAUUAAAAGAAAUUCCGAGGGUCAACUUCAAUUUACAGUUCAAGCCCAAAAUAUAGACCUUCAAACAUUUAUCAUGAAUGAAGAAAAAGAGGCUGAUCAAAUAGUUUUUCCACAAAAGGUUAAAGGAAUAGACAGUUCUCUCAUUGUACCUGCUAAUUUAAAUUGGAGACGGCCUUACUUAGUUUGUAAUGACUACAACACAGCUGUAGGAGUGCUUUACAGACGUGUUGGUGACUUUCUAAAAGAAGAAAAUGACACCGAACGAAAAGUUGUUACCCAAGUCAUUAGUUUCUCUCUGAACAAUGACACAAAAAGUUUAAUAUUACCAGAAGGAAAAUUGGUCACAAUAGUUCUCCGGCACAACUUGAACGAUGAUAAACGACGCUUAUUUUGCAUGUUUUGGAAUUUUUCCAAGUCUAAAUAUGGUAAAUGGGAUGAUUCAGGUUGUUCUUUUAUUUCUUCAAAUCAGACUCAUGUGACUUGUUCAUGUAACCAUCUAACAAAUUUUGCUGUUCUCAUGGACGUUAACAAUAAUGUGAAAGAAGAUGAUAUUCUUUCGUUGAUGACGUAUGUCUGUUGUGGUAUGUCAUCAUUAUCUUUAGUCAUAACAUUGAUAUGUUUUCUAAGCAUAAGAUCUUUGCAUGGAAGAAGAGGCAUAAUAACUGGUAAUUUGUGUCUUGCACUAUUAAUUACAAAUUUACUCAUUUUAUUCGGUUUGGAUAAAACUGGAAAUAAAACCCUUUGUGCCAUCAUUGCUGCAUUUCUCCACUUUUGGAUUCUAUCUGCCUUCAGCUGGAUGCUCGUAGAAGGCUAUCAUUUAUAUAAAAUGGUUGUAUUAGUUUUUGAAAGAGGAAAUCAGCUAUCAGUUAAAGCUUAUUAUUGCUUUGCAUAUGGAAUGCCUUUAAUCAUUGUUGGCAUUUCAUUUGGGAUUAAGACUGACUUUUACGGAGGAGAUACUUAUUGCUGGUUAUCAUCAGAGGAUGGACUCAUGUGGAGCUUUGUUGGUCCUGCCUGCGCAGUUAUUUUAAUCAAUAUUGUAGUUUUUAUUCUGACUCUUCGUUCCGCUUCAAGUGUAAGAAUAAAGCGAGAGCAGACCACACUUAAGAAAAUCAAAAACUGGGCUCGUGGAUCAAUGUCUGUAAUGUGCUUACUAGGUCUGACUUGGUGUUUGGGCCUUUUUUAUAUAGACAGGAAACUACAAGUAUUUUCUUAUAUUUUCACAAUUUUCAAUGGAUUGCAGGGAGUAUUCAUAUUCUUAUUCCAUGUGCUCCUAAAUGAAAAGGUUCUUAACUGGAGUGGCAACAAAAGUUGUUGGAAAAAGUAUUCUCAGCAAACAUCGAGCAAUCAGUUGCACAGCAAGUUAUCAACAAGAACAAGCGUGAACAGUUUAGGGUGUGCAUCAAUGGCCCAUACAAGACAACCAUCCAAUCUGACACCACAUCGCAAGUCAAGUAGAGAAAAUAUAAAUGCAUAUAGAGCAAAAAUAAAGGGUAAAAAAAACUGGAACAGUGAAAAUUUUAAAUCCAAAGAGAAAGCAACUCACACAGUAUCAGAAAAUGGAAUCUCAAAUUUCCAUCCGCAACGUCGAUAUAAAACAAGAUCUCAAUCAUUCCCGGAAGAUGCACACGAUUACAAUAAUAUAGAAUAUAUCACAAGAAAUAAUAAUAAUAGAACAUCUGUAAGGAAUUGUUUACAGUGAUAUGUUUAUGGAAAAAAGGCACUGUGAUGUAUUUUAGAUGAAUUUAUGUAUUUAGAUGCAUUUUAGUCUUUCUUGUAUCUAUUAGAAUUUUUAUUAAAAUAAAAAAAGUAUUAUUCUUUA
This is a messenger RNA of Parasteatoda tepidariorum (common house spider), 3144 nucleotides long. Its product is annotated as adhesion G protein-coupled receptor L1. Gene Ontology annotation, biological process: G protein-coupled receptor signaling pathway; cell surface receptor signaling pathway. The record is from RefSeq and is a predicted model, not a curated record. NCBI's taxonomy places the organism in Eukaryota, Metazoa, Arthropoda, Arachnida, Araneae, Theridiidae. Gene Ontology annotation, cellular component: plasma membrane. Gene Ontology annotation, molecular function: G protein-coupled receptor activity.